GUUCGCAACGUCUUUUAGCGAGCCAGGGAGCGGUCCUUUCUCAGCGAAGAUAGCGUGGUGGGAAUUUAUAAUGGUGUAUUCCCGAUGGGUUAGCUGACUACAAUGGCUAACUACAAUGGACUGACGCAGAAUACGAUCUACUUGAUAUUUGGAUGCUUUCUUUGCGGCAUCACUUGCAUAAAAGAAUUAGCUUGACGAGAGUUGAUGGUGCACCCUGUCGCUGUUGUCCUCCAGUCAACGUAAUGGAGAAGGCGAUUAAGAAGAAGCAGCGCAUCGAGAUUAGCGCAGGUAGCAAACACUUGCUUGCCGAUAUCGAGGAGCUGCAGAGGAACCUGCUUACUCGAUGCUUAUGCAAUAUGCCGGAGAGCAGUUUGCGCAAGCCAUUCACCAGCUUCACAGUGCAGGAGACUGACGGUAGGGUCCGUUAUGCUGUUCUGUCUGAUUGGGACACGGUUCAAAUUCUGGAGUAUCUUAGCGCCCUGCAGCUGUUGUUCGAGCUGGCCAUCAAGCAGAACGCGAAGAAUGUUAUGUGCAGACGAGUAGUAGACGUCUGUGACGCAGUGGCGCGGAACGAGCAUGGUAUUAUCGAUCAGAUUAUCGACCUGUCUUACACGACCAAUAAAUUCGUGUCGUACGCAGCAAGUCGCGUGAUCGCAUCGUUCUUCAUCGUCACGAGAGAUGUAGAAACCGUCUGGCUGGAGAAACUCACGCAGUCCCUAGUUAAUACGCAUUCGCCCCAACAGAUGCUGUUCACCCUGGAUGCGGUCAAGAGAGUGGUCGAACAUAAAGAUGGUAGUAUACAUCCAGAGGAUGGAGACACAUAUGUGCCACCACUCGGUUGCAAUACCUUCGUUAUCACCGACUUUGACAGUACAACGAUCAAAGCAAUGUGCGUGAAGGCGCUCGAAUCUAAGUGGACCAUUCUUGUGACCAAGUUCAAUCACAUUCUCGGGUCGUACACGCCGCAAUACGCAUCCGUUAUCAUCACAUUUCUACAUUUGUGGGAGACCAUUAUUUCGGUCAAAGCCAAUCUUUCUGUCAUCGACACCAAGACAUUUUACUCGCAGCUGAAUAAUCUUGUGCUGUUAUUAAAUGCUAAUGUGCCAGGCGUAAUCUGGCGACAUUUGCUUAGACUUUUCAACGAGGUAUUGUGCUACGGUAGUACUCUAGCACUACAAGACGUACUACCAGACGAACCGUGCUCUCUAGCGCACCUGAUCGUGCGCGCCGUCAAGGAUUGGCGUCUGCUCGAUGCGUUGCCAUACCGUCACGGUUCUGGUAGGUUUGGCGGUGGUACUAGCGAGGGUGAUCGUCCUCUGCUGCAGAAAAUGGUGCUGUUAGUGUUGAAAAGCGUCGCUGUGACAGUACGGGAAACGCGCAGCGAUUCCAGCGACUCCAGCAACUCGACCCUCAGUACUGAAGUCGAGGAUCUUGAUGAAGACAUGGCGGUGAUUGAAAGGAGUAUUCGCGAGGUACUACGUCAGCUGGAUCAGUGCGUAAAGGCGUUGAUGCCCUUCCAUCCGGAGAUGCCGCUGUCGCAAUGGGUCGUCCAGAUGUUUCAUGACCAGGAUGAUUUCCUUAUAGAGGGUAUGGUCUGCUGUCUGGAUGUUGCCAUGGGCUUAUUCUAUCGCGGUCCACCACAGAAUGAUCUGGGCCAGAUGCUCAGCCCUACGUUGACUUUUGUGCAAUUCAUCCGCGCCGUGUCGCACGAUCCGGGCGUUCUGCUGGAUCUGCUUGUCAGUAACGAGACUUGCUUUCUGCUGUAUCUCUUGCGAUUUCUCAAGUACAUUAAACGUAAUUGGAUUGAGUUCGUCACGUGUUGCGGCCGUGAGCUAGACAACACCAUGACUGUAUUGAUAAGACUACGACUGUCCAUUGAUCGGCUGGUAUCCAAGAAUCUGUUCCCUUAUAAUAUUAUUCCGGUUCUUCGUCUACUCGAGAAAUGCGAAUCUUUUUACGAAGGUAACGUGGAGAAUGGAUAACAAUCUCAUGUAACAUAAAGA
This is a messenger RNA of Trachymyrmex septentrionalis, 2003 nucleotides long. It is a transcript of the gene lin, whose product is annotated as protein lines. Lineage: Eukaryota; Metazoa; Arthropoda; Insecta; Hymenoptera; Formicidae. The transcript is spliced from 2 exons. Bases 153 to 1982 code for a protein of 609 amino acids. The record is from RefSeq and is a predicted model, not a curated record.